Talaromyces proteolyticus is the source of this 3072-nucleotide messenger RNA. RefSeq lists its product as uncharacterized. The coding region runs from base 1 to 3072 and encodes 1023 amino acids. The transcript has a single exon. The record is from RefSeq and is a predicted model, not a curated record. Gene Ontology annotation, molecular function: phosphopantetheine binding. NCBI's taxonomy places the organism in Eukaryota, Fungi, Ascomycota, Eurotiomycetes, Eurotiales, Trichocomaceae.
AUGCCUUCUCAGUCAUGUAUCAAUAUUCACGCCAACGCCUUCGAAGCCGAACUGGGACUUGCUCAGCUUCUCAAGCAAAACCUGCAGCUCUUUGGUAAUGCGGUGGCAAUUGAGAGUAAUGAAUUCCAUAUAACCUUCAACGAGCUACACCGCAAAGCCUUGAAUCUAAUGCAAAGGAUUCAUGAUCAUCAAAUUCAAACGGAGGAACCAAUUGGCAUCUUAGCCCCUCGUGGAAUCAACCACAUUUUGUCCCAAGCUGCGGUUGUGUAUGCAGGAGGCUCGUGCGUUACCUUGGAUGUUGACCAUACGGACCAACACAUUACCAGUCUCUUGCGCAAUCUCAAUGCGUCCAUAAUCUUGACCGAUCUUGAUAAUUCUCACCGUCUUCAUGAUUUUCAACAUAUUGUUGUAGAUCAUUCUGCCAAUGAGAAGAAUGUAGAAUCGGAAAAUGCCCAGGUUUCUGAGAAUGGUAUUAUGAGUCGUUCUCACAUCUUCCACACCUCUGGGUCAACAGGCAAGCCGAAGGCAGUGCAAGUCUUAGCCAUGGGAGUUAUCAACCUAGUUUUCAAUCAAUUUGCGCCGGUACGGAAAGGUCACCGAUUAGGCCAUGUAUGCAACAUCAGUUUUGAUGUUUCUUUAUGGGAGAUCUGGUCUGCUCUUCUUCAUGGUGCAACAAUUGUGGUUUUUGAUAAGACAGUCGUGCUGGAUCCUGUGUUAUUCUCAUGGAGGCUUCAAAAAGACCAGAUCGAUGUGAUGUGGCAGACAACAUCUCUACUGGCAACAGUUGCACAUGCAUUCCCUCAAGCCUACUCAAGCCUCGAUACACUUUUGACCGGCGGCGAGGCCAUCAACAUUCAAACCAUUAGAAUUAUCUUUGAGAAUGGGCCACCAAAACGGCUUUUCAAUGUCUAUGGGCCAACUGAGUUAUCGGUAUUCACAACCUACCAUCUGGUCUCUCCUGCGGAGCUAGAGAAGGGCAAUAUACCGAUUGGAAGGCCACUCAGCAAUCUCCAAUCUUUUGUCGUGGAUGAAAAUCUCCAAACCGUUCCCCAAGGCGAAGUCGGUGAGCUGCUAGUAGGAGGCGCAGGCGUUGCAGCUGGUUACUUUGCCAACCCAGAAAAGACCUCAUUAGUCUUUGUUAAUGCGCCUCAUCUGGCGAUAACUUGCCAAGCGAGCACUGGCCUUUUCUAUCGAACAGGAGAUCUCGUGAGAAUCAAUGAAACUGGUCUAAUCGAAUAUGUCGGUCGUUCGGAUAAUGAGGUCAAGAUCCGUGGCCAGAGAGUUGAAUUAGAAUCGAUUGAAUCCUCUCUUCUUCAAACUAAACUGGUGUCUGCCACUGCAGCCCUCAAGGUGGAACCCGAGGAACUUCAAAGCGGGUCGAUCUUGCUUGCAUAUGUCAUACCUGUAUCCCCAGAUGUCGAUAUCCAGUCCAUUUUGCAAGUCUACCGCGAGCUCGCCCCAAACCUCAUGGUUCCCCGUCUGGAGUUGGUGGAAUCCUUUGCCCUCACUGGCAGCGGUAAAAUCGACCGAAAGAGGCUCGCCAGAGAGUAUAUUGAUCGACUCGAAUCUUUGAGGCUAUCACGAAAAAAUAAGAACGGAACGGAACGCAAGACUGAAGCUCACUUGAAGGAAAUAUGGCUUGAUAUCUUAGGACUUGAUGAAAAUGCCCUCAAAAACACCGAUGAUUUCUUCGCAAUAGGAGGUACAUCAUUACAGGCGAUUACUCUGGCGAGCUGGAUUCAGAAGACUUUGAACGUUCAAAUUCGGGUAGCUACCUUAUUCGAAUAUCCAACGCUGAAAGGCAUGAGCGAUCUUGUAGACAAGAUUCGUAAUGGCGUCCCAUCUGAUACCACGGCAGAAAGGGCCUCGUGGCUUAGAGACUCCCAACUCGGUAAAGACCUUGAACCAAUUGGUGAUUGCAUUCCAGAUUGGCAAUGUGAAUGUGAAGGGCGAGUGUUUAUGACGGGCUCGACAGGUUUUAUAGGCGCUUUCCUUCUUGUAGAACUUCUUUCAAUGCCACAAAUAAACACAGUUACAUGCUUGGUCCGAGCAAAAGACCAAGAGACUGCACUUCACCGUAUCAGAAGUACUUUGAAAAAGUACAAGCUAGAUAUCAAUGACGAAGCAGAAGCAAAGAUCCUUGCUCUCCCAGGCGAUGUGUCUCAACCAGACCUCGGCCUGGGGUGGCAGCGAUAUGACGAUUUCGCCAUAUGGGCAAGUGUUGUAUUUCAUCUGGCUGCUCAGGUCAGCUAUGUGCAACCUUAUUCAACUCAUCGGGCAUCCAAUGUGUUGGGCACACUUAACGUGAUUCGCUUUGCCAACUCUGGGCGAAUCAAAGGGCUGCAUUACGCAUCCAGCAUCAGUGCGUAUGGCCCAACAGGUAUUGUGACGGGUGCAAAUUACAUUCCUGAGAAUGAGAAACCGGUCGCCCACUCAGCUGCUCUGUCUUACGAUACUGGGUACGCUCAGAGCCAAUUUGCUGCAGAAGGAAUUGCCUGGAAUGCAAUUGAGAAGGGUAUACCACUUACAAUUUACCGUCCAGGGUUUGUCCUAGGACACUCCAAAACUGGUAUGCUUAACCCAGAUGACUUUUUUGGCAGAAUUGUCAGAAGUUGUAUGGACAUGGGAAUCUAUCCUGUACUUCCUCGUCAACGUGAAGACUUCGUCCCGGUGGAUUUUGUUGUUCGUGCACUCUUGCAUGUCGCGUCCGAUCGUGGAAGUCAUGGUCAUGCAUAUAAUCUUGUGAAUCCCAGCCCUGCACCACCAAUCGAUCUAAACUCAACAUUUGAGAUGAUCAAUAGCCUACUUCAAAAAUCAGUUAUGCGAGGAGUUCCUUACUCGGACUGGCUUUCACAAGCAAACCAUGAUCGACUACAACCUCUGAUACCUAUGUUAGAAGAGAAAGUACUAGAUAACAGGUCACGGUGGGAGAUGCAGCAGGAUAUGCCUGAGUUUGGUACUAGGAAUCUCAGUCGCGCACUCUGCACUGUCCCUGAUUUGCUGGAAUGCCCACCAGUUCCAUCGCUUUUCGCUGCUUAUCUUCCUCAUUGGAUCCAAGAAGCUCAACUUUAA